Macrosiphum euphorbiae (potato aphid) is the source of this 1446-nucleotide messenger RNA. The record is from the annotation of a GenBank genome assembly. Lineage: Eukaryota; Metazoa; Arthropoda; Insecta; Hemiptera; Aphididae.
AUGGCCAACAAGAAGAAAACCAUAGGAAGGACGAACAAGAAAAAAUUGACAACCAAUAAACGAGUUAACGAGCAGCCAAGAGUGACGGUAAAAUACAAAAAAUUUCGUUUAACUACAACAGCUGCAGCGUCAUGUAAUAGGUUGGUCGCAAAGCUGGAGAAAUUCCAACAGCCGAUUAAAUCUAAAGAAAACCCCAAGAUCAUGGUCAUCUCCGGCGACGAUCACGUGUUGGACGUGCUACUAGACCGGCUGGCGCCUCUUACAUCCCACACCACCGAAAACCUGGAAAAGAUACGGAGAAUAGCGCACAAGAUCAACGGCCGGGUCAACAAUUCCGAUAAAAAUGUCAAAGCUAAAUCAUUGAAUAUUCUUCGAAAAACUAAAUCAGAGCGAAUGGUGGAUAUCGUGAAAUUAUUUGAAAAAACUAGAGAUAAAUCUACAUGUACGAAUUUAGCAGCUGUAAUACAUGCUUGCAUUGCACCAAAAUCCGGUCAAACUAGAAAAUCAUUUUUGAAACAACUGGUAGAAAUAGAAGCAACAAAAAUAUUUAUUAAGUCAAUAAUGGAUUUGCAAUCAAAGUCUGUAGGAUCGCCUGAUGUACUUCUCAACGAAUUAGUGUUUAUUCUUGGACAACUCUCACAAAAAGAUAGCAAAUUUUCAAAACAUGCCGAAAUGUUGAAUGCAACAAAAAUGUUUCAUCAAAAUUUAAAAAACAACAUUAAAAAUGUUAAAUUUAUCUCUCCAUUAUUGAAGUGCUUUAAAACCAUUACGAAAAACGAAACCAUCGUUGGCGUGCUUCUCAGGGAUAGUUUUUUGUUAACCUUAGAAAAACUUAUAAGGGAAAACAAUAAGUAUUUAAUUAAAAACAAACAGUAUGUGACUCUUGUAAUUUUAGCAAACAUUACAAAAAAAGUUUCUGAAGAGAACUGCGAUAGAGUUAUACGUGCUGGACUCAUGCAAUACGCCUUGGACGUGUUCAAUAUAAAACUUUACACUGCCAAUAAAGCUCAUCCUAAAAUAUUUUCAUCCGCAUUAGAUGUACUCGUUCACAUCUCCAACACUAAUAAUGGACGGACAGCACUGAGAAAGUCUAACAAAUUUAAUGUGUUGUACCAAUUUAGUGUUCGCUGCCCGGAAGACCAGGUGUAUAAUUCAACUAUGUCAAAAUUGUGUACAGUUAUUAAUGUAUGCCAAGAGAAAUUAUUACUCUUACCUUUAAGAUCAACACAAUCGGCACUUGAAUUUGGUUUAGGAGAUAUAAACCUCAACGAUAGUGAUUCAGAUAAAUAUGCAGGCUGUGACAGUGACGACAGUGAUAUAGAUGACAUUGAAAUAGCUGUAGUCCAAAAUUUGAUGGAUCCCUUAAUCAUCCGAAAACCCGAAUCAGUGAAAUUCGAAAUACCUUUUAACUAUUGGAAAGAUCGUGACGACCUCAUAUCAACGUAA